CUGCUUAACCCUAAUGAUCAGGAAGUUUGACCUAAAUUACCAUUCAGACACACAAGUAAAACACAGUGUAACUGGUACCUUCCAGUUACAUCCCAGUUUAAACACCUAUUCAUUCAAAGUCAGGUUAGAUUGUGCAGCCUGUUGUUAUGUUGCCAGUUGUUGUCUGUGGGACAUGAAAAGGUCGUAUACAUCAGACAGUAAUGAACCUUUAAAAAACAUAAAUACACAUCUGACACUUUAUUUAAAGGGCUGCUCUGUUUUAUAGUUUUCAGUCAGGGUUAUAAAACAGCUUACACAUUUUUACUCUUCAUACAUUCUGUUCCUACAGUCUGGGGAACUUGGUUUUAUUUUAAUUCACGCAUUCAAGGGGAGACAGAAGACUAAACUGUAUGAAAACUAAACUUGACUACUUUUUAAUUGGCCAGUCUGUGCUCCAGCUGGUGUCUGUCCCUCUGCCUCUGCCCAUCCCCAUCACCCUUGGUCCGUCCCUCUCUGAUGAUGUGGGGUUUCUUUUGUCUCUUGUCUCUGACCUCAGCGAGUUUGUUUCUCUUCCCAUAAUCCCUCUCCUAUGUGCGCCAGCGUAUAAAAGCGAGGGGCACACUCCGAGCCACACACACUCUGAGUAAGGCUCGGCACAGGCAUCGCACACACAGUAAUCAUGUCCACUGGAGAUAAAUCCAAGACUUCCUCCCAGACUGACGGAAAGGCUGCCCAGAGCAAGAAGUCUGAGAUGGGAAUGAUGUCCUACAAGAUGUACGUGUUCGACCAGGAGAACUUCCAGGGUCGCAUGAUCGAAAUCAGCAAUGAGUGCAUGAAUGUGUGUGAGAUGGGCAUGGACCGCGUGCGCUCCCUGCGUGUUGAAUGUGGACCCUUCGUGGGCUUCGAGCAGAUGAACUUCUGCGGUGAGAUGUACAUCCUGGAGAAGGGAGAGUAUCCCCGCUGGGACUCCUGGAGCAACUGCCAGAAGAACGACUACCUGCUGUCCUUCAGGCCCGUCAGAAUGGACCCCGAGAAGCACAAGAUCUGCCUGUAUGAGGUUGGAGAGUUCAAGGGCCGCAAGAUGGAGAUCAUGGACGAUGACGUCCCCAGCCUGUUCUCCUAUGGCUUCACCGACAGAGUGGGCAGCAUCAUUGUCAGCUGUGGAACCUUUGUGGGAUACCAGUUCCCUGGAUACCGUGGCAGCCAGUACCUGCUGGAGAAGGGCGAAUACAGGCACUUCAAUGAAUAUGGUGCCCGCCAUCCUCAGUUCCAGUCUGUGAGGCGUAUCCGUGACAUGCAGUGGCACCAACAGGGCUGCUACACCAUGGCCAGCAAGUGAGGCUCAGGGAAGGAGAGAAAGAGAAAGAGCGGAGGUGAGGGAGAGGGGCGGAGGAAGCGGGAAAGGGGGAGAGACGUCUGAGGCCUUUACCUUAGUGCCUUAAAAAGGUCUUUGAUCUAAUGCAGUGAGGGGAAGGGUGAGGAUCUAUGUCUGCCCCUGACUGGAGAAAACACCUCAGUGGAAGGGCCAGCUGGACCACAAAACCAUCAGACCACCCUCCAUUCCUCUCUGUUUCUACUUUUCUCUUUCUCCCCUGUGGGCUGAGCUUUGCUUUCCUCCCUUUUCUUCUUUUAUUUUUAUUUUUAGUCCCUCGCUUCAUUCCCCUCCACAGACCUCUGAGACACAGUAGAGGGAACAGAGUGUCUCUUACUGUUUUACACACACGAUUCUCAGCUCAGGGUAUGAUGCACCAUGGGAAACUGAGUCCUUAGAGCCCCCUGCUCCCUCGUCUUCCUGCCCCUGUGCAUUGCACACCCUCUCUGCUGUACAGAAUCCUGGCCAAGUUUUCAAUAAAAAGGAAAAUCUUGAU
Molecule: messenger RNA, 1847 nt
Organism: Oreochromis aureus
Lineage: Eukaryota; Metazoa; Chordata; Actinopteri; Cichliformes; Cichlidae
Product: beta-crystallin B1-like
Exons: 6
Coding region: 659-1318 (219 amino acids)
Biological process (GO): lens development in camera-type eye; visual perception
Molecular function (GO): structural constituent of eye lens
Source: RefSeq, a predicted model, not a curated record